CAGCUGCGGGUGGCGGCGGUGGCGGCCGGCGUUGGCGGGCGCCGUGGCAGCUCCUUUAUCCGGGUCUUCAGGGCUCUCGUGAGUGUUCGCGCGGUCCGGGACUCCACUUCUCGUCGCCCGCCCCGUCUCCGCGCCGCCCUGGGUCUGGACUGCCGGACGGCUCUGCGAGGAUUUGUUUUUGCCCGGGCAAGACCUGAGGAAACCUGGAGCGGCCGCAGACUUUUGUCCGGCGCGGCCCCGGGCCGGAGUCUGAGAUUCCCGGCCUGCUGCUCUUGACGCGGCUGCGGGAGGAGGGAGGAGACGGGGCCGGGAGCCCCCACUGUGUGUGUGUGUGUGGGGUUCAAAAUCCACCCCCACCCCCGUCGCUUCCGGGCGGGGGGACCCCAAUCCCGGGACAGCGCUCUAGUGACAUCUGAACUUCAGCAUCGGUGGGAAGACUCCCACUUGGAGACUCCGGUGCUUGUCCCUGCCACCCGCGACAAAACAGCGUCUCACCCCUAUCCCCCAGUCCGGUCCUCCACACUUUGGACCAAAGUGGGCGGAUCAAAUAUUCUGUAAAUGAUGCCAAACGAAGAUACUCAACACUCAGGUCAAACUCAAGAGAAAGAUUUAAAUAGCCAAUCUUUCAACAAUGCUGAAGAAACUACCAUUGGUCCCGAAGACAAUGCAGCUCUUGAUAAAAUGGAAGAAAGUUUCACUCCUUCUGCUUUUAAUAAUAGGCCAUCCACUUCUUCAGUGGUUGGUAUGUUUGAAGUCCCAAGAAAAGGACCGCCAGUGUUGCACAUAGACAGACAACAAAUUCAGUCUGUAGAACAUAGUGCUCAAGCAGUUGAACUCAAAGAUUUGGGAGUUGAUGUCUAUGACCAAGAUGUGUUAGAACAAGGAGUGCUUCAACAAGUAGAUAAAGCAAUUCAUGAAGCUAACAGGGCAGCUCAAUUAGCUGAAGCAGAAAAAGAAUACCAUUCAGUGUUAGAUGAUCUCAGGUCAUGUACAACAUCUCUAAAGCAAAUUAAUACAAUUAUUGAGCAUCUUAGUCCUCAAGCAGUCAACAACAAAGAUGUCAACAGAAAACUAGAUUCUGUAAAGAGACAGAAAUGUAACAAGGAAAAACAACUAAAGAAGAUUAAAGCCAAACAAAAACGUCUUCAAGCUAUACUUGGUGGAGCAGAGAGAGAGAUUGAAGAACAUCUUGUAGAUUUAGAAGAGGAUGAAGAGCCUGGGCCAUCAUCUCUUGGGAGUAUGCUCAUGCCAGCUCAGGAAACUGAAUGGGAAGAGCUUAUUCGGACUGGUCAGAUGACCCCUUUUGGUACACAAAUCCCUCAGAACCAAGAGAAAAAGCCUAGAAAAUUAAUGCUUAAUGAAGCAUCAGACUUUGAAAAAUAUUUGGCGGAUCAGGCAAAAUUAUCAUUUGAGAGGAAGAAGCUAUGCAUACAGAAAAAAAAGAAAAUUCAGACUUCAGUUGAUUCAAAUACAAUCCCAACUUCAGAUAAAAAAGAAAAGAACAAGACCAAUGGGAAGCAGUUGAAAACAGAUAAGCAUUUGAAAAAGCAUAUUAAGAAACUUCAAAAGAGGGCUGUUCAGUUCCAGGGUAAAAUAGAAUUUCUAAAGGAAAAGAAAACAUUGGAAUCAAAGAAGGCCAAGUAUGAUCAAGGAAGUGAAAGUGAAGAUUCAGAGUAUAUACCUGAGGAGGAGGAAGAAGAGGAGGAAGAGGAAGAACUGGCACUCCAUACUACACAUAAGCAGGAUCAUACAUUGAAAUGUGUCUCCAAGCAGAGGAGGCAGCAGAAUAAAACUGCAGCAGAGGAAAUUGAUGAUGAAUAUCUUCCCAGCUCUGGAGAAGAAGAAUCCAUAGGAAAAAAUGGCAAAAUCAAGAGGUGCCGAGAUGAUGGAGAUGGAAAUUAUUAUAAACAACGGUUAAGGAGGUGGAAUAAACAGAGGUUGGAAGACAAAGAACAACGUAGAAAAGCUGAAGAAGAAUCUGAGGAAAGUGAUGCUGAAUUUGAAGAAGGUUUUAGAAUGCCAGGUUUUUUGUUCAAAAAGCUUUUUAAGUACCAGCAGACAGGUGUUAGGUGGCUGUGGGAAUUGCACUGCCAGCAGGCAGGAGGAAUUCUGGGAGAUGAGAUGGGAUUGGGCAAGACCAUCCAGAUAAUUGCCUUCUUGGCAGGUCUGAGCUACAGCAAGAUCAGGACUCGUGGUUCAAAUUACAGAUUUGAGGGAUUGGGUCCAACUGUAAUUGUGUGUCCAACAACAGUAAUGCAUCAGUGGGUGAGAGAAUUUCACACUUGGUGGCCUCCAUUUAGAGUUGCAAUUUUACAUGAAACUGGAUCAUAUGCAAACAAAAAGGUGACACUUAUUCGAGAAAUUGCAAGAUGUCAUGGAAUUUUGAUUACUUCAUAUUCCUACAUCCGACUGAUGCAAGAUAGUAUUAAUAAUCAUGAUUGGCAUUAUGUGAUCCUGGAUGAGGGACAUAAAAUCCGAAACCCAAAUGCUGCAGUUACACUUGCUUGCAAACAGUUUCGUACUCCUCAUCGGAUUAUUUUAUCUGGCUCUCCUAUGCAAAAUAACCUCAAAGAAUUAUGGUCUCUCUUUGACUUUGUCUUCCCGGGAAAAUUGGGGACAUUGCCAGUGUUCAUGGAACAAUUUUCUGUUCCAAUUACCAUGGGAGGGUAUUCAAAUGCUUCUCCUGUACAGGUUAAAACUGCUUAUAAAUGUGCAUGUGUUUUACGAGAUACCAUAAACCCAUAUCUGCUGCGUCGAAUGAAGUCAGAUGUAAAAAUGAGCCUUUCUUUGCCAGAUAAAAAUGAACAGGUCUUAUUUUGCCGCUUGACAGAUGAACAACGUAAAGUAUAUCAAACCUUCAUAGAUUCCAAAGAAGUCUACAGCAUUCUUAAUGGAGAAAUGCAGGUUUUUUCAGGACUUGUAGCAUUACGAAAAAUAUGCAAUCACCCUGAUCUCUUCUCUGGAGGUCCCAAGAUUAUAAAAGGUAUUCUAGAUGAUGAAUUAGAGGAAGCUGACCAGUUUGGGUACUGGAAACGCUCUGGAAAAAUGAUAGUGGUUGAAUCUUUGCUAAAAAUAUGGCACAAGCAAGGUCAUCGAGUGUUAUUGUUUUCUCAGUCAAGACAGAUGCUACAUCUACUUGAAGUAUUUCUUAGAGCACGAGAAUAUUCCUAUCUCAAGAUGGAUGGAACUACUACAAUAGCUUCAAGACAGCCUCUUAUCACGAGAUUCAAUGAGGACACUUCCAUAUUUGUCUUUCUUCUUACCACUCGUGUGGGUGGAAUAGGAGUCAACUUAACAGGAGCAAACAGAGUUAUUAUCUAUGACCCUGAUUGGAAUCCCAGCACAGACACGCAGGCUCGAGAGCGUGCUUGGAGAAUAGGCCAGAAGAAACAAGUGACUGUUUAUAGGCUCCUGACUGCAGGUACCAUUGAAGAAAAGAUUUAUCACAGGCAAAUCUUCAAGCAGUUUUUGACAAACAGAAUACUGAAAGAUCCCAAACAAAGACGUUUUUUCAAGUCCAAUGAUCUUUAUGAGCUGUUUACUCUCAGUAGUCCUGAUGAAUCUCAAAGCACUGAAACUAGUGCUAUUUUUGCAGGAACUGGUUCCGAUGUUCAAGCACCUAAACAUCAUUCAAAAAGAAAAUUUCCUAACUCCUUUCCUGUUGCUGAUAGAGAAGGUGUGAACCAAGCAGAUGUUUCUUCAGAAUGCAGCACUUUAUCUGAUGCCAACAUAUCUGAAUCCACUGCAGAUUUGUCUCAAGAAAAAUACAAGGAAAAAGAAACAGAUGAUAAUAUGCAAACACAAGAUAAAUGUGCAUUUAUAAAUACAUUUUCCACAUCAGAUGAAUCAUCAAAGAUUGUAACAAUUUUAGGGAAUGAGGAAAAAUUAAAUUCUUUGGGUUUCACUGAAAGCUUCAGUUCUACUGGAGAUGAAGGUUUAGAUACAAAGCAGCUUCCUUAUGAGAAGAAAAGCUUGCAGGCCAAACCAGAUGGCAGCAUUGAGAGUGAGCAGACUGAGAACCGGUUCUGUAAACACAAGUCAAAAACAAAACAUCAUUUUGUGGAAGGAAAGGAUACUCUAAAGCACAAAGGACAGAAGCAGAACUCUCAUACAGGCAAACAUUCCAAAGAUGCCAAGUUUGAAGGAACACGCAUCCCACACCUUGUUAAACAGAAACAGUACCAGAAGCAUGAUGAGGAAAAAGAGGAAAAUGAGCAAAAGCAUGACGAUUAUGUUCUGGAAAAGCUUUUCAAAAGAUCAGUAGGAGUUCACAGUGUCAUGAAACAUGAUGCUAUUAUGGAGGCUUCCAGUCCGGAUUACGUAUUAGUGGAAGCAGAGGCAAAUCGAGUAGCCCAGGAGGCAUUGAAAGCACUGAAGAUGUCUCGUCAGCGUUGCUUGACUGCUGUCUCUGGGGUGCCCACAUGGACGGGCAGUAAUGGUCUGUCAGGUGCACCGGCUGGAGGAAAGAGUAGAUUUGGACAGAAAAGGAAUCCUAGCUUGCCUGCUCCUCAGCCUUCUUCAAAGCCUACAAAACAGAAGGGUCAGGAUGCUGAUUUAAAAAAUGCCACUCAAACUCAUUUUAGUGGGAAAACAGAAGAUGGAGAAUCUUCAUCUGGUGCUUUAGCUUCAUCAUCACUAUUAGCUAGCAUGAGAACUAGAAACCAUCUUACUUUAUCACAGAGACCAGAAAAUGAAAAUGUGAACCUUCAGCAGGCUUCUGCUCCAUUAUCCACUGUAACAGAGCAUGAUGACCUUUUGGUAGAAAUGAGGAACUUCAUAGCUUUCCAGGCUCGCAUUGAUGGACAGGCAAGCACACAAGAGAUUCUGCAGGAAUUUGAAUCCAAGUUAUCCACAUCACAAUCGUGUGUGUUUCGAGAACUUCUGAGAAAUCUUUGCACGUUUCAUCGAGGUGUGAAUGGUGAAGGUGUGUGGAAGCUGAAGCCCGAGUUCUGCUGAUGAAACCCAAGAAUCUUUUAUCAUUGAAAUUUGUAGAUGAGUCUUAUUUAACAUAUGUAUUGUAUAUAAUUUGAGAAAAUUAUAUAAACACAAACCGCUUUAUAUUUAUUUUAUUAUUGAAUCUACCUCAUAACUGCAGCUUUAAGGAAGAACUUCUUAUCCAAUUUUUGAAACUAUUGUUAUGAUGCUGGCUAAGAGUUAUGAUGCUGAUUAAAAAAUAUUUUUUGAAAAUUGCAAUAAGAACUGUGAAGCAGAGAGACAGCAUGGUAUAAUUGAAAUCAGGAAAAAUUGAGGUUUCAUCCUGCCUCUGGCCUUUAUUCACUGUCAGAGCCCCAGGAUCAAUCACUUCACUUCCAUGUUCCUCAGGUGACCACUUUCUGGAACUUUUCUCUAUUGAGGUAAAUUGGUGUAGGAAGUUUUCACACUAGGAUCUGAUAUAUAUCCUUUUCAUAUUUGUAAGUUCCAUAUUUGUCUUCAGGGAUCUAACACUUAUAUUUUGAAGUUCCUUUGUUCUGUAUAUUUUGUGAGCUUUCAUGAAAGAAUAUCAGGGAAAAUAUCAUAGUUUAUUAUUUAUAAAACUCAUGAAGUAUGGUGACAAGAAUACUAUGUUAUUUUUAUUGGUCCAAAAACCUUUUGUCACAUUUGAUCAGUCUUAUUUCACAAAUUAGAUUACUAAUAUGUUAUAGUAAUAAUUAUUUUGAUAUUCAGUUUUAAAGUGUUUUUUAAAUUUAUCAUCAAGAAAAGUAAUUUUCUCCCCAAACCAUUUUAUUACUAGUUUUAUGAAUUGCUACUAUUGUUUUCCCCAUAAAUUAUGAAGUAUUUUUAAUACUAUAGAAUGAAAACUAUAGAUAAUACAUUAUAGUUCCUACAAAGAGCUAGAAGAAAGUUAUCAGAAACUACAAUUAUAAUGCAUUUGCUUCAGACAAAAACAAUGCCAAGUGACUCUUUGAACUAGGGUUGGAAAGUCCUAAAACCUUAAGUAGUUAUACUAGGGUUUAGGCGAACCUAAUGAAGUUUAUAAGCCAUAUCUUCCUGAUACUUGGAAUAUUUCUGUAAAACAAAAAUAUUCAUGGCAAAUAUAAUAGCUGUGAAUGUUUUUUUUUCCUUUCCCAAACAUGCAAAUUGUCUUCUUAAGCUCAUUGCUUUCCUGGUUUUUACAGUAAACCCAAGUGAAACCAUAACCUUUUCUUCUAAUUAGAAAUGCUGUCAAGUUUUUAUCAUUAACUGGGAGGUAAAAUUCUCAUUUCUCCUCUUCUAUUGAUCUACUGUGACUUUGUGCAAGUUUCUAAAUUGUCAGUUUAGCUAUCUGUAAACAUGGCAAUAAUGCCUCAAAAAUUAAAGGGCUUAAUAAAGAUGAAAGGUGCUGAAUGUAUAUUUGGUAGCAUUUCAUAAUAGAAAGUUUGUACUUUGGUGAAAUCUCUUGAUUUUUGUUUUCUUCUGAAAAUCCAACAAUGAAAUGUAUAUAGAUUUUGCUACAUAUUUUAUUAUUGUGUAUUUUUAUUCACUUACUGUACUAAGCAUGUUUACUAAUGGUAUUCAAAUGCCUCAUUUUCUCCUUUCUCAACCUUGACCCUGUGUGUAGCAAAAUAAUUUCAACUUGACAUUGUCUUUUAUUCUCAGAUCCCUUGCCCUGUUGCUGCUCAUGAUUUGUCAGACUCAAACCUUGGGUUUACCACUGCUGUCUCUUUUUUGACUUCUGUUCACAUGCUGGAGGAAAUCUUGCAACUUAUGUCAACCCGCUCCAGUACAGAUUUAUUUGUAUUAUCCAUCUCAGCUUGGCUCUCACUGAUCCAGAACAUCCCUUUUACUCUUCCUUAAUUGACUCACUGUCACUUUCUUUGUGGCAGCUGUUUCAAACCUCUUUUUUUCCUCAAGUCUUUCACAUCAUCUCCUUUCCUUCUGAAACCUUACGCAAGGACUGUAUCUCCUACCUUGCUGACAAAAGAGCUGUUUAUUUGAGCUCCUUUUUCUUUCCUCUCAAUAGUCUUUGACACAUCUUCAUCCUCUCCAUUCUUUUACAUUCUGAUGAAGACGCUGCUGUCCUUUGCCUCACCAAGGCCAGCCUCUUCUCUUGGGACCUGGAUUUCCUCACCCAGCUUCUCCACAGAUGCCCUCAUAGGCAUCCCCUUUUGCCAACCUUAGUAGAUUGCUCCAUUGAAGCCAACCUUUUCAUUUUACAGGAACCCAAAGUUCAGUCACACAGAUGGGUAAGAGAUAUUCCAUUGUCUCUCCCCAUCUACUGGCUCCUCUUGUGUGACCUGUGGACACAUCAAGGCCUUCCCAUAUCUCAUACAGCCCUUAUACAGCCCUUACACCAUUGUUCCAUGAACCCCUUUUCUUCUUGCUUCCACUCCCAUUCUCACUCUUUGCAGUCUGCCUUUGGACUUCAUUUCUCAACUGAAAUUGUUCUCUCCUGGGUUUCUAAUGCUUUCUUAAUUACCAAGUUGGAUGGCCCUUUUUCUUAGUAAUAUUCAGUUUUUGGAUGUAUUGAAUGUUAUUUACCCCGGCUUCUCUUUUCUCUCCUACUUGUCUGAUUUUUCUUAGUUCUCUUUGUGAGUUCAUCAUCAUCCCUAUUCCAUCCUUUCAAUUAGAGUACAUUCUGCAGCUGUCCUGGACAUUUUUUAUCUUUUUGUGAUCUUAAUGUGUUCAACAAUAUUCAUUCUUUUUCUGCCAAAACCAAUUUUUCUCUCUAACUUUCUUAUUUCUGUGGAGGGGUAAGAUUCUAGCCAUUAUUGGAGUCAUUCUUGACCCUUCACUGUCCUUCACCCAAUAUAGUCAGUCAGUUGCUGAGUUUUAUUGAUGAUUCUUUGUAAUAUCUUUCACAUCCAUCCUCUUCUUUUUCCUCAUGGGGUCAGAACAUUAAUUUGGACCCUUCUCACUUCCUGCCUAGUCUUACUGCAGUAGUCUCCUAGUUACUCUCCUUGCCUCAAGUCUAAUCCAUUCUCUUUAUAGCUGCCAAAGUGAUAACCUACAACAACCCUACAAUCAGGACCAUUCCCCCAUCAAAAAGCUAAUUGCCUUGAUGAUCAAAUAUAGAGUUCUUUUUUGGAAUUCAAACUUUUUACAAUAUGACUUACAGCUCUUUUCUGUACUUUCCACACAUUAUUUACCUUUAUGCAGUCUAUUAUAGUCCAGCUUAACACUUCUUUGCUAUUCCUUACCCAAGACAUGCCAUCUCUUGCUUCUGCUUUUCCACAGGCUGACAUCUGUUCCUUGAAUGCAUUCCCCUUUCAUCUUAGCCUCGUAGAAUCCCUAAUUUCUUUCUCAGAUGAAGAACUUAACACUGCCUCUUUCCUAAAGAAGACUUUUCUUAAGCCUCUCUAUUGCUUAUGAUUUCCUCUCCUGAAAUUAGUUUGUAUUUAUGUUACAUAUAUUUUGUAUUUGCUUAUCACUGUGCAUGUUAUUUCACCCUUAGAAUGUAAAUUCCUUGAGGGCAGAUACUAUUUCAUUUUUUUCUUUGUGCUGUAAGAGGACCAACAUGGUAUCUAGUACAUAAUAGGUACUUAAUAAAUGCUUAUUGAUUUCUUGGGAAAAUAACCUAUAAAAUUAUUCCUUUAUUUUGUAAUGGUUUAAAGCCAUUAACACAUAUUUUCCAUUUUUAGAUGCAAAGCAGUUCUUUUAAGAAUAUAUUUUUUUUACUUAAGUAGAAACUUAUUUUCUACUUAUGUCUUUGUCUUUUUCAGUUUUUCAGACAUUGUGUUUUUAGUCUUUGUAGUUUUAUCCUCUCUAACUUUUCCAUGCCAUCUCCUACUAUGCAGCUUUUCCUUUGAAAUAAUAAAAAUUUCAGAGGAGAAGGAAAAAUACAAAUCAAGAAUAUCGUACAUUCAAUAUUGUGACUGAGUAAAUUGAUGGGAGCUGAAUAUUUGCAAUUAACUGCAAAGUUGGUCCAAAAGUAUAGGAAUAUGUGUUUUAAGUCUAAAAAAAGAAGUUGAGAUUUAAUGUAUACAGAAGACUAGGAUGUACUUUUUGCUAAUGAAUGCUAAUAGGAUUUGAUCUUGAAAUUGUAUUUAUUCAGGUUAGUCCUUACUGAUGAGAUAUAAAUAGCCACCAGUUUCUAAAUUGAUGCCUGUUUGCUAAAGAACUUUUUUUUUUUUUUUUGAGGGACAAUAAUAUAAAUGAUCUGUUAAAAACUA
Molecule: messenger RNA, 9089 nt
Organism: Antechinus flavipes (yellow-footed antechinus)
Lineage: Eukaryota; Metazoa; Chordata; Mammalia; Dasyuromorphia; Dasyuridae
Gene: ERCC6
Product: ERCC excision repair 6, chromatin remodeling factor
Exons: 21
Coding region: 559-4956 (1465 amino acids)
Biological process (GO): transcription-coupled nucleotide-excision repair
Cellular component (GO): nucleus
Molecular function (GO): ATP-dependent chromatin remodeler activity; ATP binding
Source: RefSeq, a predicted model, not a curated record